AAAGAAUGCGGAGGUGACUGCUGUUUACCUGUUGAUCCUGGUACGUGUAAAGGUUCCAUUUCCAGAUGGUACUUCGACUGUGAAAUAAAUGAGUGUAAAAAGUUCAUAUACGGAGGAUGUGAAGGAAACAACAAUAAUUUUGAAACGGAAGAAGCGUGUAGACGACAUUGCGAUGGACCAUGUCCGUGUCCUGAAGGAUUUCUGGGGCAAAUGUGUUGGUUGAAUUGUGACGUUUGUGAUGAACAUGCAUCAACGACGCCAAACUAUAUUUGUUGCGACGACGGUAGUUGCCCGGCACCAGCAUGUCUUGGAGGAGUAUACACGCCAGAAGGAUUUUGUGAGUUGGACUGCGAGUAUUACUCGCCAGGAGAUGUAGUAAACGAAGAUUGUGAAACAUGCGUUUGUAGAGAAGGGGAUUGGAUUUGUCGACCUGACCUGGCAUGCGGUGGACCAUGUCCUUGUCCAAUCGAUUUUGUACCGGAAGUGUGCUGGGUAUCGUGCGAUGAGUGUAUUGCAAAUCCUGAUCAGGAUUACCUUUGCUGUUCGGACAUUGAAAACUGCCCGCCUCCUUCAUGCCUGGGUGGACAUUAUAUUGAAGGUUACUGUGAAAAGAACUGUACUUACUACAAUCCAUUUGAAACGUAUGUCGAAAACUGUGAAAUAUGGUAAGCAGCAACAACGUCUACUCCACACAUGUAUUCCCCGCAGUGAGUGUAAAGUAACAAUAU
This is a messenger RNA of Saccoglossus kowalevskii, 728 nucleotides long. RefSeq lists its product as uncharacterized. Gene Ontology annotation, molecular function: serine-type endopeptidase inhibitor activity. Gene Ontology annotation, cellular component: extracellular region. Lineage: Eukaryota; Metazoa; Hemichordata; Enteropneusta; Harrimaniidae. The record is from RefSeq and is a predicted model, not a curated record.